GAGAGCCUCUUCCAUGCAUAAUCUUUGGAUCACUUCAGGUAAGUUCUUAAGAAAUAAGAUCUUAAGAAGAAGACUGAAUAGACAAAUACAUAAGAAUUAUUUUGACUCUGAGGAGAACCAGUAGCUCGACUGCUUGGCAAUCUAUUUUUUUCUACUUAGAAUAAAGUGUUGUGGAGUGGCGGGGCGCGCCGCGCGGCCAGUGGGAAUGCGGGACCGGCUGCCGGACCUGAUGGCGUGUAGGAAAAAUGACGAUGGAGACACAGCUGUUGUUGUUGAGAAGGACCAUUUUAUGGAGGAUUUCUUCCACCAGGUUGAGGAGGUCAGACACAGUAUCAGUAAAAUCGCUCAAUAUGUUGAAGAAGUAAAGAAAAACCACAGCAUCAUUCUUUCUGCACCAAACCCAGAAGGAAAAAUAAAAGAAGAGCUUGAAGAUCUGAACAAAGAAAUCAAGAAAACGCCUAAUAAAAUUCGAGCCAAGUUAAAGGCCAUUGAACAAAGUUUUGAUCAGGACGAGAGUGGGAACCGGACCUCAGUAGAUCUUCGGAUACGAAGAACCCAGCACUCGGUGCUGUCUCGGAAGUUUGUGGAAGCCAUGACGGAGUAUAACAAGGCGCAGACGCUGUUCCGGAAGCGCAGCAAGGGGCGCAUCCAGCGUCAGCUGGAAAUAACCGGGAGGACCACCACGGACGCGGAGCUGGAGGAGAUGCUGGAGAGCAGGAGGCCUUCCGUCUUCACGUGCGACAUUAUAUCAGAUUCGCAAAUUACUAGACAAGCUCUCAGUGAGAUGUCUCGUCACAAGGACAUCAUGAAGCUGGAGACCAGCAUCCGUGAGCUGCACGACAUGUUCAUGGACAUGGCCAUGUUCGUGGAGACGCAGGGUGAAAUGAUCAACAUAGAAAAGAACGUUACGAAUGCCGCGGACUAUGUAGAACAUGCGAAAGAGGAAACUAAAAAAGCUGUUAGAUAUCGCAGCAAAGCGAGAAGGAAGUGGAUAAUCGUCGCUGUGUCAGUGGUUCUGGUUGUCGCGAUUGCUCUAAUCAUUGGCUUGUCAGUUGGCAAGUGAUGGUGUGGAGGACGGCAGCGGCGUGCCUGCCUGCCAGGGUGGCAAAAAUGAUGUUCAUUAUUGUUUGUGUAGUCAUAUUGCUUGUGAUCCUUGGAAUUAUCCUAGCA
Propithecus coquereli (Coquerel's sifaka) is the source of this 1170-nucleotide messenger RNA. RefSeq names its product syntaxin-2-like. Gene Ontology annotation, biological process: synaptic vesicle fusion to presynaptic active zone membrane; intracellular protein transport; exocytosis. Gene Ontology annotation, cellular component: endomembrane system; synaptic vesicle; plasma membrane. Gene Ontology annotation, molecular function: SNARE binding; SNAP receptor activity. The record is from RefSeq and is a predicted model, not a curated record. Lineage: Eukaryota; Metazoa; Chordata; Mammalia; Primates; Indriidae.